This is a messenger RNA of Neohortaea acidophila, 1855 nucleotides long. Its product is annotated as amine oxidase. Lineage: Eukaryota; Fungi; Ascomycota; Dothideomycetes; Mycosphaerellales; Teratosphaeriaceae. The transcript is spliced from 2 exons. The record is from RefSeq and is a predicted model, not a curated record. Bases 48 to 1721 code for a protein of 557 amino acids. Gene Ontology annotation, molecular function: oxidoreductase activity.
CCAUCGCAUACACUUUGGCCGCAAACCGUCCUCAUACAUGAUAAGGCAUGCGCAGGGUCAUAUCAAAAAUGUCCACCGACGCUCACUUGCCCAAAGGGUCCUUCGACACCAUCAUCAUCGGAGCUGGAAUUGCCGGCCUGGCUUGCGCAUCGAGACUACGGACGAGCAAUGCUCAAUCAAAGCUCUGCGUCCUGGAAGCGCGAGAUCGUAUAGGUGGCCGGAUUGGCUCUGUCUGGGUCAACGGCAGUCGAUUAGAUGUCGGGGCGAAUUGGAUCCACGGCACUGGAACCGAGGAAGAACCCAAUCCGCUGAUGGACAUCUUACCUCACAAACGGUACAGGGAGCUCUCGCGAACCGUAGCUUUCCGGCCAGCAGCUUUGGACAAGGCGCAAAAGCAGGUCCCGAGUCCUGGUACAGAUGAGAACGACGAGUGGGAGGAUCUCGGUCCCGCUCUUGCCACCACUGUCUCCGAAGACUUGGUCAUCCCCGCAAGCUCCGCGGCAGCCUUAACGGGGACGCUGUAUGGAACUAUCGGAGCAUUGCAUGAGUUUGCUGCAGACACCUCAUCUUCCGAGGCUAGUCGAACAAGUAUGCUGUCUGCUCUUACGCAAUCUGAAGCCUUCCGUCGCGGUUUCGAUGCGGUGGAGCCCGAUCUUCAUCCAGUGCUGAGCGGGAUGCCUCAAUUCAUUGAGAAUAUGGAGGCGGCGCCCCUCGCUGCACAAUCCGCGGAACACACCGAAGGCACCCCGGGUAUGAGUCUUGCGGAGUUUGCAAUCGACGAUUUCGACGGUGGCCAGGUCUUUCUUCAGGACGGAUACCUGGCAAUCGUUCAAGAAAUUGCCAAACCCCUCAUUGACGCCGGAUCGAUCCAUACGGGCGUCGAAGUCCAGCAGAUAGACUGGACAGCCAACCCUAUUUCUGUCGUUACCUCUAAAGGUGUAUAUCAUGCUAAAAACGUGGUGUGCACAAUACCUCUGGGCGUGCUCAAGCAUCGAAUUCGGGAAUCAACAUCUUCAUUGCCGCUAUUCAACCCUAGCCUACCAAAGGAGAAGACCCAAGCAAUUUCGUCUCUUGGCUUUGGAACUCUCGACAAAGUGUUUCUAGUAUAUUCGGAGCCGUGGUGGACCAUGGACCCUUUCAAGUCGAUUGUGAAGAAGGGAGUGUACCGACGGCCAUUCACCUCAGGCAAAGAUGAAGACUCAGACUCUGGAAACGGUUCCCAAGAACCAGAUUCAUUCAUGGGCUUCACCCACGAGCUAGCCGGCUUCUCCAUUUCUCAAAGCGGAGAAGUGACCAUCGGCCCGCGACUCCUGUCCAUCGUCAAUCUCCACUCUCUGUGCGGCUUCCCUGCCCUCUGCGCAUUCUUGUCGUGCUCGAACGCCGCACAAAUGGAAGCACUGUCCGAUGAGAAAGUAGCCGCCAUCGUCCAGCGAUCCUUGACGGCAUGGUUCGGCAGGUCGCUUCCUAAACCAGACGCAGUUCAUCUAACUCGGUGGGCGAGCGAUCCAUACGCUCUUGGUAGCUACACCCACAUGAUCACCGGGUCGUCCAAGACGGAGCAUCGGGAGGAGUUUCAGAAACCUCUAGGGAACGAGCACGGUGGACAGCUAAGCUUUGCGGGAGAGCAUACGAGCAAGAACCACUUUGCCACUGUCCACGGAGCUCUGCUAAGCGGCUGGAGAGAAGCCGACAACAUUAUUAGCUCCGCGGGGCUUAGUUGAUCAAUGUGUGUCUAAACAACCUGGUACUCCGCUCUGGAUGGAGACUCUGGAUAUAAGAACAACGACCCACACAGACAUUCACUUUCCGCCGCUAACCAGCGCCGGCCUCUGACUCCUCCCCGCCAACCUCGAGC